GAAAUCAACCAAUCAUUGGUUGGUUGGUGGGCGGGACUAUAGAACUUCAAACCGCUCUGCGCCUGCGCAGUAGACUACUGCGCUCACAGCUGUACACAUUGACCCCAGAGAGAGUCAGCUGCGGAGGUUUGGACAAAUCAACCCUCAUUCAGAAAUGGAGACUUUGUUGAAGGUCGACAGGUAGACAUCAGGCUUUUCCUUCAUCUCCACUUCUGCCGCUGUGAAGAGGAUAUCAUCCAUUCAAGUUAACUACAGCCGUCCGUACCUCCUCCUCCAAAGCUGCUUCCCUCCCUACACAUCUCACUGCCUUUAAGUCUUCAGCAUGUAUCAGAUCGUGCCGGUGGCUCCCGGGGAGCAGCAGAUGUCCGGAGGAUCCGGCAGUUCCCCGCUGAAGAAGAAACUGGCUCACGAGGGCCGGCCCCUGGUGAUAGCGGGCAUGUUGGGCUGUGUGCUGGUGCUGGCUGCCGUGGUGGCCUGGUGCUACUACUCCGCGUCCCUCCGUAAAGCCCAGCUGCUGAAGGCUGAGCUGCUGGACCUCAACAAAGACGGUUUUAUUAUUCAUAACCAGGCGGGGGCUCUCAUCUUCAGUAUGACCUUCAGGUCUGGCACUCUGAAUCUGGACUCCUGCUCAAAGGAGGGAAAUACUCUGAGCUGCACUCAGUCCGAUUCUGGCAAGCUCAACUUCUUCAUCCAGACGGUUCGGCCAAGGGACACGGUGAUGUGUUACCGCGUUCGCUGGGAGGAGCUGCAGAGUAAGCGCUCGGUGGAGCACGCCAUGGCCUAUAACGACUCUCACUGGUACGGAGGAGCCGAGACGGCGACCCAGUACUGGCCUAUCAGGAUGCAGGGCGAGGAGGAGCCGCAGCCUUUCAUCACCAGCGACGUCUACUCCAAUCGCAACGCUUUCGGGGGAAUUCUGGAACGCUAUUGGCUGUCCUCGAAUGCGACUGCCAUCAAGAUCAACGACUCGGUACCUUUCCAUUUGGGCUGGUCCGAAAAGGACAGGACACUCAGGUUCCAGGCCCGAUACCAGGACUCUCCCUUCAGACCACCAAAGGGUCAGCAGGCCUUACCUGAACUCAGCUAUAGAGUGUGUGUGGGCUCGGACGUCACCUCUAUUCACAAAUAUAUGGUGCGUCGGUAUUUCCCGAAGCCUAUCAAGGUCCCGUCUCCUGAAGUGUUCAAACAGCCGUUGUGGUCCACAUGGGCUCUCCACAAGACGGCCAUUACUCAGGAGAAGCUGCUGCGCUACGCCGCUGACAUCACCCAGCACGGCUUCACCUGCUCCCACCUGGAGCUGGACGACCGCUACACCGCCGACUACGGAGAGUUUGACUUUGACCCGCAGAAGUUCCCCAACGCUAGCGGCAUGUUUGACAAACUCAGAGAGGACGGGUUUCAGGUGUCGCUCUGGACACAUCCUUUCAUCAACUAUGACUCCAUUAAUUUUGGCGUCGCCGUGGAGAAGGGACUGUUCGUUCGGGAGCCGAGUGGCGAGCUGCCUGCUCUGGUCCGUUGGUGGAACGGCAUCGGAGGGAUCUUGGACUUCACCAACCCAGACGCCCGUGAGUGGUAUUCCUCACACCUGCAUAUGAUCAAAACCCGCUAUGACGUGACGUCUUUCAAGUUCGACGCAGGUGAGACGAGCUACCUCCCGCGCCAGUUCAGCACCCUGGUCCCGCUGGCUGACCCGUCCACCUUCACCCGCCGCUACACAGAGAUGGCCAUCCCGUUCAGCGAGCGUGCAGAGCUGAGGGUGGGCUACCAGAGUCAGGACAUCUCCUGCUUCUUCAGGAUCAUCGACAGGGACUCUGUGUGGGGUUACGAGCUCGGCCUCAAGUCCAUCAUCCCCACCGUUCUGACCAUCAGCAUUCUGGGCUACCAGUUUGUCUUACCUGAUAUGAUCGGAGGGAACGCGUACCCCAACCGCACCACAGCUGGUUUAGAUGGUAAAAGUGUUCUGCCGGACAGAGAGCUGUACAUCCGAUGGUUGGAGCUGUCUGCCUUCAUGCCUGCCAUGCAGUUCUCCAUACCACCAUGGGCCUAUGACAACGAGGUGGUACAGAUAGCGCAGAAGUUCACCGGGCUCCACGAGACUCUGGUGGCCCCGAGGGUUCUCGAACUGGCAGGCGAGGUUCUCGAUACAGGCGACCCAAUCAUAAGGCCCCUUUGGUGGCUCGCCAACGACGACGAGGCCGCCUACAAGAUCGACUCCCAGUUCCUGAUCGGGGACGACCUGAUGGUGGCUCCGGUGUUGGAGCCGGGGAAGCAGGAGAGGGACAUCUACCUGCCCGCAGGACGCUGGAGAAGCUACAAGGGGGAACAUUUCGAUAAAGGCCCCAUGUACCUCACUGACUACCCUGUGGACCUGGACGAGAUCGCUUACUUUACAUGGUUUCACUGAAGACAUUAAAGACGCAUUACUCACACACACACACAUACUGUAUGCACAUAUACAUUCUUGUGAGCACACACACACAUGCCAAGAAAUAGCAGGAGAUGUUUUGUUUUUCAAAGGGAAAUGAUCACUAGGGGAGUGAUUUUUUUGGGUAAAGAUGAACCUCAUGUCUCCUCUUUCUUUGGACUCCUGCCUACAGAUUAUAACCGUCCACCCAAAGAAUUAGAAAGAAUGAUCACUUCUGAUUCUCUUGCUCCAUCCAUAAGCUAAUCCUCAUCCUCAUGUGCCUUCCACAGCUGAUAGUAAAACCGAUCUCUGAUUGUAUCGUCACAGCGGUCUUCCACCUAACGGACAUCUAGAUUACAAAUGUUCUUCACAGCCCACAGCUGGAAUCAUACUUGCCAACCCUCGCAAUUUUCUUGGGAGACUCAUGCUUUUUAAUUUCCCUCCCCCGGUUUCCUCCCGGGGUCACAGUUCUCCCGUACUUUUUCCCAAUUUAUGGCACAUUUUCACACACAGUUUCUGGACCUGAACAGUGUGUAUAAUCCCUGCUGUCCCGGACGACAAUAGAGCUACACCAACUGUCGUUUCUCGCGGGACAGAGCAGUCUGCGCUCACCACAGCAUGCAGUGCCCAAAGUUGGGCUUUGCUCGACGCAGCGAAAAGCCAUCGUGGCGCGGCGCAAGACGUUAGAAAUAACGGGUUUCAGAGCGCAGUGGUGACGUUGUCGCGUUGUGUCUGAAAGGACCUUCCGUGAGUGAGAGAAGGAGAGAGAACUAAGAGAAAGAAAUACUCAAGCAGUAGCAAAAAUAAAUGUUAGAGAUUCAUACGCCAAGUUCACACCAGAGGGGUGAAUUACUCUGUUUUCUUUCCUGGGAGUAAAAGGGAAAAUGAAAAGUUUAACAUAAAAAUGCUCUAGCAGUGUACUUUUUAUUUAGUUAUUUUCACUCUUUUAAAGUCACUAGAAUGCAGGAAACAAAGUCUCUAAACUCAGUUUUUUGUUCAGAGUCACUUUGGUUUUGAAAUCCUCCCUUUUUUUAAGGUCUCAAGGUUGGCAAGUAUGGCUGGAAUGGUUUCAGGCUGAUGAAGGGUAGAUGAAAUAACUGUGCGAUAAGGGAUUUAAUACGUGUCUUUAUUGUGGCUUGACAGGUUUGGGCACUGAACCGGCAAUAAAUAUGCACUCCGAGUGGGACCGAUGCACUCCUUGCUCAGAGGGCAUGCCUAAACCUUAUGUCACCAUGGCAACUGCUGUGUUGUGGAAAGAAAGCUCCCAACUACCUAUGUUUAAGCUAACAUGCGUUAAUUAAUUAGCAUUGCACUGACAACAUGUGAAUCGCUUUCUCUUUAUAUUUAUUAACUUCUUUUUGAUUGUAGGAUUUGAGUGUAUGUAUACAGUAAACUGACGUGACUCUUGGGUUUAAAUUUUGGUGAUGAUCAACAAAUAUUUGUAUGUCUACAUUCCUGUGACCUGUUGUGCCAUUCUGUCAUUCCAGUGCCAACAUCUAUUCAUCUUCAUCUGUUGUACAAGUUCAAUUCACAGCUCAGGGUGAAAACAAAACAAAAACAUUUUAUUAGAAUGAAUUUUUGUUGAUCCACAAAUAGAUUUAUUAAACUAAUGCUACUGGUUUGCCUUGAACAGGUAUUGUUCUCAAAGAUGACCUUGUUAAAACGUGCCAUCCAUGUCUGCCUGCCUUGUGACUUUAUUUGCCUUAUCAGCUGACCUAAGCUAUGCCAUCUUUAGCACAGAGAACCGGCAGAGUGAUGAAACACACAGUGACGUAUGCUUGAUGCUCUGCAAGCACUGACAUCGCAAAAGUACAUGAAGAUCAGCUGUCUGAAUACAUGUUCAUCUGCUCUCACACGGGCAUUUCUGGCAUGAAAAAGUAAAAGCACACCACUGGUUUAAGUCAUCUAAAUGCCUUGCUUGGAAAUAAUUAUUACUAUAUAAGCUAGAGUCAGCACUGUUUUUGAAAUGUUUAAGUCACUAUGUAUGGAAUUGUUAUGGGAUUAGAGUAUCUUUCACAUUGUUCUGAAGGGUUUUGUUUGUUGAAAAAUGAAACAAUCGCUGUAAA
Sebastes umbrosus (honeycomb rockfish) is the source of this 4470-nucleotide messenger RNA. Its product is annotated as myogenesis-regulating glycosidase-like. The transcript is spliced from 6 exons. Gene Ontology annotation, molecular function: hydrolase activity, hydrolyzing O-glycosyl compounds. The record is from RefSeq and is a predicted model, not a curated record. Gene Ontology annotation, biological process: skeletal muscle fiber development; carbohydrate metabolic process. NCBI's taxonomy places the organism in Eukaryota, Metazoa, Chordata, Actinopteri, Perciformes, Sebastidae. The coding region runs from base 323 to 2404 and encodes 693 amino acids.